AUGGAGGAGUAUGCAAGAGAGCCAUGUCCAUGGAGAAUCGUGGACGAUUGCGGCGGUGCAUUUUCAAUGGGUGCUGUCGGUGGAGGAAUUUUUUAUAGCUUCAAGGGUAUUCGCAAUGCCCCUUCGGGUCUUCAAAGAAGGCUAAUCGGUGGCCUAGCGGCAAUUAAAGAGCGUGCGCCGAUUGUUGGAGGUAAGAGACAUUCUUGAUA
Messenger RNA from Soboliphyme baturini, 209 nucleotides. The record is from the annotation of a GenBank genome assembly. Lineage: Eukaryota; Metazoa; Nematoda; Enoplea; Dioctophymatida; Soboliphymatidae.